This is a messenger RNA of Haliotis rufescens (red abalone), 3044 nucleotides long. Its product is annotated as cubilin-like. The record is from RefSeq and is a predicted model, not a curated record. Bases 78 to 2576 code for a protein of 832 amino acids. The transcript is spliced from 17 exons. Lineage: Eukaryota; Metazoa; Mollusca; Gastropoda; Lepetellida; Haliotidae.
GUAAGAUAUCGGUACUCUUGAAACUGUAUGCUUCAAUUUGACCAGGAUCAUCGCCCAUCACGUCCACCGUGAGGAAUAUGAAAUAUAUAAUUCUCCUUUGUGCACUUUGUAAUUUUGCAGAGAGUGCCAGUAAUCCUGAAGUUAAAGAAUGCGGAGGAACAUACUAUGCUACCCAUGGGGUGAUUUCGUUCCCCUUUGCCCACAGUCCAUCCCCACACAGUCUCCACUGUGUCUACACAAUAUCCCCGGGAGAGACUGUCUACCUCACAACUACUAAUGGUGACGCUAAUAUCGACAUGAAUACUCUAAUGGUUACCGACGCUGACGGGAAGCACUACAGUGGCGCUGACUUGGCCAAGUACAACCUGAGGAGUUCUCGGUUUGACGUGGAGUUCAACACCGGAGAUUCCGACGGACAUACCUUCCAAAUUACAUGGGAUAAAACAUUCCUCGGUUGCAACAAGACCAUCAACAGCACUUCUGGUAUGCUAGAAUCUCCCGGGUACCCAUUUAACUACGAGAAUGACGUAACUUGUGUGUACACCAUCCACAGCAACAAUGUCACACAGAUUACAAUCGACGACCUUGAUCUACGAGAAGGAAAGGAUUUGCUACAGGUGACCGGUCUUGACUACAAUGGGGAUGUGCAGCACGUCUUUUACACCGGCACACAGAAGAACGUGACACUAAAUGGCAGGAAGUUCGUGAUAACGUUCACGUCAGAUGGUGAUGGUAGAAGCGGUCGUGGAUUUCACUUGACCUGGAAGGAAGCCGAGGGUAUUUGGGAUGACACAUAUGAAGAUACGGAUCCCCAUGGGUGUAGCGGUGUAUUCGUCGGUGCGUACGGAUAUCUUGAGUCCCCUAACUACCCCGACAACUACUAUCCCGACUCCAUCUGCAACUACGUUAUAUAUGACGAUCAGGUUAAGGACAUACGUCUUGAAGUCCAGGACUUUCAACUGGUGCCUCUUGAAGACUACCUGCUGGUUAAUGUUUCUGAGCGAGGUGAGCUGUCUGAACACAUCUAUGGGAAUUACACUGGUGACGAGUUGCAUCCCAAGUACAGCAUAAACGGGGCUUACUUUGAUUUAGAACUGGUUAACGAUGGAAAUGACACUGCUCGUGGCUUUCGACUCACCUGGGCACCGCUAUCAAAACAUGUCGACCCGACGAAGGAGGUGGCAGUCGAGUUACCGCAGUGUCAAACUACGUACAACAGCCGUUACGGCGUCAUCGAGUCCCCCAACUACCCUCAGUCUUACCCAGUCUUUGCGGACUGCUUCUACACCAUCAACAUCACGGAGGAGGUGGAGCUCAUCCUGGAUGACAUGGCUAUAGAGGAGGACUACGAUUUCGUUGAGAUAAGGAGAUACAACGGUAAUGAAUACAUCACCAUACAGAGCCUCACAGGGCGCCACCGUCUGCGAGAUGACCUGAGCUGGCGGGGAACGGGGCUUCAGGUCUACUUUAGAUCCGAUGAAACAAAUGGAGACAGGGGUUUCAGAUUCACGUGGAGAGCACAAGCUCCAGGAGGGGAAGGGGUCUCCAACCACGAAGAAGGUGCUGUCAGAGACAUCCUUGUCGAGUGCACCAAUAAAGGACUCUGGGUGUCAAUUCCAAUCAACAGUAGCACUGAGCUUUUUCCGAACAUAUCAAUGUCUGACCUGACCCUCGAUGACCCGAGCUGUACUAGUAAGGUGUAUUCUGACGGCUGCACACUGUCAUCCCCGCUACUUGGAUGUGGCAUGACCCGAGAGGAGACUGACGACUACAUCAUAUACAAGAACACUAUCCGCAUCCCUCAUGAGGGCGAGGAUGUCAUCACCCGACAUGACACCCUGGACAUCCCCGUGGAGUGUCACAUGAGCAGAGAAGCUUCAGCGGUUGGCUACUACUGGCCCAAGCACAGAAACAUCAUGAUGGCUCUGGGGUUCGGCAACUUCACCCUCUACAUGGACCUCUACCGCGACUACAACCACAGCGACAGGAUCUCCACCUACCCCUGGACAGUUGAGCUGGACGAGGAACUCUUUGUUGACGUGAAAAUGGACGCAAAGGAUGCAAACCUGAAAAUAGCCCCCAGAACAUGUCUGGCUAAACCGUCGCUUAGUACUGAUGACUUCUCGGACGCCUACUACCUCAUCAGGGAUGGGUGUCCCACUGACCAGACAGUACAGAUGGGGAACUCAACUCCGACACACAUCGACUUCCGCUUCCGGACGUUUGAGUUCAUGCGCAAGAAGGAAGACGUGUACAUAUUUUGCCAUGUAACUGUAUGCAACGGAUCUGAUGUCAGCCGAAGAUGUAACAGUGAUUGUGAUAACCUCUACCGGAAGCGCCGUGACGUCACAGAGGGAAGUGACCAUGACCUUUACAUCGUCCAGGGACCACUCAGGUUCAGUGGCAAGAGGAACUCCGAUUUGUCCGACAGUUCUGGCAACACGACAGGUACGCUUGUCGCAGUAGCUACCAGUAUGGCAGUGUCGGCCAUGUUGGUGGUACUGGCUGCUGUUGCUAUGGUGAUCGUGAGAAGGAAAAAGGCUCGGAAACAGUCGAACGUUUCACCAAGCUUGUAGAUAAUACCAACUGGAACGAAAGAACUGAAAAACAAUGCAAUUUGACAUCAACAAGCACUCGAGCCUGUGUCGCAAACACGAUGCGAGGCGACGAAAGUGUAUCUUCAGUGUAAAGCUUUUGGUUUUAUGAUAUAUAGUUCAUGCGCAAAGAUGGAUGUGGGAUGAAUAUCGACUGGACAGACAUUUGAAAGACUUUUGUUUUUGUACUAAUGUAUUAGUUCAUUUUCCAGGCUCCAAUGAGAGCUUAUAACAAGGCCAUAAUUAUGUCUAGUUUGUUUUAUUUCAAGAACCUGUUUUCAAGAUAAUUAUAUGGGUAUAUUGGUGGAAAAUUCGUAAAACAGAAAAUAUGAAUUUGUCCUAGAAGAUUUGAAAUAAAGUUAUCCUCAUUCACAUUUUUUUCCAUAUGAGUUAAAUUGAUUGCCAAAAUCCAAGUUUAAGGUCAAUAUGUAUUCAUUGUUCCCACUCAGA